Molecule: messenger RNA, 1225 nt
Organism: Tachyglossus aculeatus (Australian echidna)
Lineage: Eukaryota; Metazoa; Chordata; Mammalia; Monotremata; Tachyglossidae
Gene: SLC25A34
Product: solute carrier family 25 member 34
Exons: 5
Coding region: 8-928 (306 amino acids)
Source: RefSeq, a predicted model, not a curated record
UCCCGGGAUGUCCCCCCGGGCGGUGCCCCCGGCGCUGGACCUGGUGCUGGGCGCCUCGGCCUGCUGCCUGGCCUGCCUGUUCACCAACCCGCUGGAGGUGGUGAAGACGCGGCUGCAGCUGCAGGGCGAGCUGCGGCGGCGGGGCACGGGCCCGCGCCUCUACCGCGGCGUGGGGCAGGCGCUGCUGGCCGUGGGCCGGGCGGACGGGCUGCGGGGGCUGCAGAAGGGGCUCGGGGCCGCCCUGCUCUACCAGGGCCUCAUGAACGGGCUCCGCUUCUACUGCUACUCCCAAGCCCAGCGGGCCGGACUCACCCAGCUGCCCGGGGGAAACGCCGCCGCCGCCGCCGCCGCCGGGGCCCUGGGGGCCCUGCUGGCCAGCCCGGCCUACCUCGUGAAAACCCAGCUGCAGGCCCAGACCACUGCCUCCAUGGCCGUGGGACACCAGCACAAUCACCAGAGCCUCUCCGGCGCCUUCAAGACCAUCUACCGGCGGCAAGGCUUCCUGGGCCUGUGGCAGGGGGCGAGCGGGGCUGUGCCCCGGGUCAUGGUGGGCUCCUCCGCCCAGCUGGCCACCUUCGCUUUGGCCAAGGACUGGGUCCAGGAGCGCCAGUGGCUCCCAGAGAACAGCUGGCUGGUGGCCCUGGCAGGGGGCAUGAUCAGCAGUGUGGCCGUGGUCGGAGUCAUGAUGCCAUUCGACGUGGUCAGCACCAGGCUGUACAACCAGCCCGUGGAUGAGAUGGGCAGGGGAGUACUGUACCGAGGCUUGCUUGACUGCUUCGUGAAGAUCUCCCAAAAGGAGAGCGUCCUGGCCCUCUAUAAGGGCCUGGGUCCCGCCUACCUGCGCCUGGGACCCCACACCAUCCUCAGCCUGCUCUUCUGGGACGAGUUUCGCAAGCUCUUCUGCCACUACCAGCAUCAGGGCUUCUAGGGACCGGCUGUGGACCGCAGGCGCCUGGGCCCCGGCCCCAGUCGGGGAGGAGAAAGACCCCUCGGGGCCACCCCAAACAGAGGGGAUCUCAAGACCUGAGAUUCCCGCACCCAUCCCCGUCCCUUUCCACAGAUUCCCCCACCCCGAGCCGGGUCGGACUGCGGGCCCGGGCAGCGGGGAGGGAGCUGAGGGCAGAAGAUGGGCAAGCAGUGUGGAGAACCAGUGCGGAGAUGCAAGAGAGAGAGAGAACUCCUGCUCUGUACGAUUCAUUCAAUCGUAUUUAUUGAGCACUUGCUU